This is a messenger RNA of Panicum virgatum (switchgrass), 1365 nucleotides long. Its product is annotated as expansin-B11-like. The record is from RefSeq and is a predicted model, not a curated record. Lineage: Eukaryota; Viridiplantae; Streptophyta; Magnoliopsida; Poales; Poaceae. The transcript has 4 exons. Bases 122 to 1003 code for a protein of 293 amino acids. Gene Ontology annotation, biological process: sexual reproduction. Gene Ontology annotation, cellular component: extracellular region.
GCAACUCACCAAGCAAAACACUCGAGCUGAGCUCAUCUCCUAGCUCAGAGCCUCUUCCGAGCUUCCACUACAAGUGCUUAGCUCAGAAGCAGCAGCAAGUGAGAAGCUUGCGGCAGUAGCAAUGGCCAAGUCCUACACCUUACUGUUCGGUGCAGUGGUCGUGCUCGCGCUUCUAGUGAGCCCCAUUGCUUGCACCCGCAAGCUCGCCAAGCCAAACAGGCACAGGCGGCCGACGCACAGGCCGGCGGUCAGGGCCCGCAGCAACCACACGGCUACCCCCUCGGCCUCCUACGCCUACGGCUCCGGCGGCUGGCUGUCCGCCGGCGCGACGUACUACGGCGCCCCCAACGGCGACGGCAGCGACGGCGGCGCAUGCGGCUACCAGACCGCCGUCGGGCAGCGGCCCUUCUCGUCGAUGAUCGCCGCCGGGAGCCCGUCGCUGUUCAAGGGCGGCAAGGGGUGCGGCGCCUGUUACGAGGUUAAAUGCAACAGCAACCCGGCGUGCUCAGGGCAGCCGGCCACCGUGGUCAUCACCGACGAGUGCCCCGGUGGGGUAUGCCUCGCCGAGGCCGCCCACUUCGACAUGAGCGGCACCUCCAUGGGCGCCAUGGCGAAGCCCGGCAUGGCCGACAGGCUCCGCGCCGCCGGAAUCCUCAAGGUCCAGUACAAGAGGGUGCCGUGCAAGUACAGCGGCGUGAACAUCGCGUUCCGGGUGGACCAGGGCUCCAACCCGUUCUACUUGGAGGUGCUGGUGGAGUUCGAGGACGGCGACGGCGACCUCAGCGCCGUCGACCUGAUGGAGGCCGGGUGCGGCACCUGGACGCCGAUGGUGCAGAACUGGGGCGCGCUGUGGCGCUACAACUCCGACACCGGCAAGGCGCUGAGGGCGCCCUUCUCGCUCCGGCUCGCCUCCGACUCCGGCAAGGUCCUCGUCGCCAACAACGUCAUCCCCGCCGGCUGGAAGGCCGGAGCCACGUACCGCUCCUUGGUGAACUACUCCUAAAUUACUGCUCGUCCCAGAUUAAGUGUUGUGAACUGGACAGGACUGUGUGUCUGUCGGGGAGUCGGGGUGUUUGCGAGAGGCGGUGUCAGUCAGAAGAGGAGGAGGAGAAGCAGGUUAAAGAAUCGUGUUCUUUCCCUCCCUCCACCGGUCUCUGCAGCCCCCGGUGAUGCGCGCUGCCGUGUACUAGUCGUUGUGUCUAUUUCUCUGUACGUGUUUUUCUUUUCUUUUUUCUUCCUCUAAGUUGUGAAUUGUGAUGUUGAGGAGAAAAGCUUAGCUUGAGCUGCGACUAAUGUUGCAUGCUGGUGUAUCAGCUAUGAAGAAAACAAGAAGAAAUGAAUUGCUGUAAUUCAUCCCAAUUACAG